Messenger RNA from Colletotrichum abscissum, 1191 nucleotides. RefSeq lists its product as uncharacterized. The transcript has 2 exons. Gene Ontology annotation, biological process: protein histidyl modification to diphthamide. The record is from RefSeq and is a predicted model, not a curated record. Gene Ontology annotation, molecular function: protein binding; diphthine methylesterase activity. Gene Ontology annotation, cellular component: cytoplasm. NCBI's taxonomy places the organism in Eukaryota, Fungi, Ascomycota, Sordariomycetes, Glomerellales, Glomerellaceae. The coding region runs from base 1 to 1191 and encodes 396 amino acids.
AUGGGUGACUCAGCCCCAACCAUUACCUCGAAGCAGUCUCUCAUCCUCGACUUGCCCCCAAGCUGCAUAGAGUUCUGCUCAAUACAUCCGUCUUAUUUCGUAGUCGGCACAUACAACUUGGUCAAAGAAGAGGAGGCGAACACUGAGUUGUUAGAAAACGCAGAUGUUGCCGUUCCCAAGAAACCUCAAAACCGGAACGGUAGCUUGAUCGUAUAUCGGCUCGUAGACGGCCUUGUUCAACAUGUGCAAACACUCUUGCACCCUUCAGCAAUUCUUGAUCUGCACUUCUGCUCAUCGUCUGGGCGGGAGGAUAUCUUGGCUGUAGUUUCGAGCACGGGAACACUUUCCAUCUUCAAGUUGGCCCCGGACACCGACGACGCAGAGCCGUUGAAGCAUUUGGCCACGAGCAGAAUCUCCGAUGUACCUGAAGGCGUUCUCUUCCUCUCUGGGGUUUGGGACCCGAACGAUGCCGCCUCUAUGGCGUUGACAACCUCGUCGGGUGAGGUGCGCAUUGUAAAACUCGGCGAUUCAUGGGAGAUUGUAGAUGAAGAGGACUCGGAGGCUAUUAUUACGCAUUCUCUCGAGGCCUGGACAGUCGCUUUCUCGCCACCUGACCAAACCACGCCAUUCAUCCUCUACUCCGGAGGAGACGACUCGGCAUUGCGCUACACAUCGUAUUCUCGCAACGAGGAUGCGGCUAUCGAGGCUCUGUAUGCGCCCCUUAACAUCCCCGGCCACGGUGCCGGCGUGACGGCUAUCCUCCCUAUACCGCUCACUCUUGCAGACAACUCAAGACUACUAGUUACGGGUAGUUAUGACGACACAAUAAGAGUCUUUUCGGCACAACCGCCGCACGAGACGUACGGUAUGCGAAAGGUCAAAUGUCUCGCAGAGGAGAACCUAGGAGGUGGUGUGUGGAGGCUCAAGUUGAUCGACAUGAAAAGCAGUGCUGAUCGAUGCCGCCUGCGCGUCCUGGCAUCGUGCAUGCAUGCUGGCGCCAGAGUCGUCGAACUCGAAGGCCCGCUAAGCGGCGAAGACUGGGCCGUGACUGUCCUGGCCCAAUUCGAGGAACACAAGAGUAUGAACUACGGAAGCGAUUUUGUGCCGGCAUCGGAGAGCAAGCGUCUUGAGUGUGUAUCGACGAGCUUCUACGACAAGCUUUUGUGCCUGUGGGAGGUAGAACUAGCCUAG